AUGAGUAAAAGGAACAACACAAAUGAGAAAAUCAUUUUCCCUCUUUUCAAUGGGAAAGUUAAUAAAUCAUCGAAGAGUUCAAUAGAUAUAAAAAGUUUAUAUGAAUUAUACAAUGAAUUAAAUUAUAAGAUAUAUACAAAUAUCUAUACUUAUAAUACAUUAUGUGAUGGGAUAUUUUUCUGUAGAGGUGUUAAUAAUAUAAGUGGAAAAAAAAACAGUGGCAAAAGUAGUAUGUGUUAUCAUAUAUGCGUAAAUUUAUUUUUUAAUGAUUUGUUACAUUAUUUUCAUCUUUUCUAUUCUUGUUUUUUUUCAUUCGAUAAUUUUUUACAAAAAAAAAAUAUUCAUAAUGUAUGUGAUUAUAUGAAUACCAUUUUGUGGGAUGACAUAGAAAAGGAAUAUAUAAAACAACAUGAUCAUUUCAGGCAAUUACUACAAAUAAUAAGAUAUUUUGUUUUAUUAUUUAAGCAACAUUAUGGAAAGAAAAAUUAUAUGGAAAAAAUACACAAUAUUGAUAACACAAACAAUAUUGAUAACAUAAACAAUAUUUAUAACACAAACAAUAUUUAUAACACAAACAAUAUUUAUAACACAAACAAUAUUUAUAACACAAACAAUAUUGAUAAGAUAAACAAUAUUUAUAAUACGCACAAUAUUUAUAAUACGCACAAUAUUGAUAACACACACAAUAUUCACAACACACAUACAUAUCAACAUAUUACCGAUAAUAUUUUUGAUGAUGCGUACGAAUGCUUUUAUACCCAAAUAAAACAUUUCUAUAAAAGAAAAGUUAUUUAUAUCGAUCUGGAUAACAGCUUUUUUAUUGAUCGUUAUAAAAAUAUGAUUUAUUCCUCGCUAGAAAAAAUCAAAAAAUUAAUGAAUAGGUACACAACAUUUUGUUCAGAAAAAAAGGGCAUACCAUUUUUAUUACUCUUAGAAAAGACAAAUAAAUAUAUAAAAGAAUAUAUUUCUUGUAAUAUAUAUAAAAAUUAUUCACACGACUUUCUUUUUUUCGUUGAUAUAUUUAAUCAUUAUUUAUUUAAAUAUAUAUAUAAUAUAUCUUUUUCUCAUGUUUUUAAAAAUUUACAACUAUUAAAAAUAUUCAAUUUUUAUGAACUUAUUAAUGUCAUCAAUUAUAUUUAUGAACAUAUUCAAAUCUAUUCAUCCUCCUCAUCCUAUUAUCAUUUUAAUAAAUAUAUACCACCCGAUCUAGGAAUUGUUGUCAUAGAUAAUCUUAAUUAUAUAUUUAAAGGUUGUUCUUUAAAUAAUAAUAUCAAUAUUUAUUACGAAUUAGAAAUGAUCUUAAACAAGCUAUCUAUCUUAUCUUUAGAAAAACACAUCUGUAUAUUAAUAACAAACCAUGAGAAUAAUUAUUUCACAAGACAUGAAACAUUCAAUAAAAAAAAUGACAACUCCUUUUACAAAAUUAUUUCUCCAUAUAUAUAUAACAAUAUACAUCUCAAAAUAAUAAAUCAAAAAAUCUUCUUUGAAUAUAAUUAUCCAAAAAAACAUACAAAAAAAAGGAAACAAGAUACAAAUCAAAACAUAAAUAAUACAACUAAACAAAAAAACGAACAAAUCACUAUUAAUGUAGGUGAUGAUAUAAAACAUAAUAUACAACAAAAUGAAGACUAUACCUUAUACAAUGUCUAUUCUAGUGACGAUGAUCAAAGUCUCGAUCAAAUGGAUGUACAAGAAAAGGAUGACGACAAUUCUUUUUAUGAAAAAAAAUAUAAUUUAAGAUAUAUUAAAAUAAAGGGCAAAAAAAAAUCAACAUUCUGUUUUUUUGAAAUUAAUAAAUAUGGAAUUGAAACAAUGUUAAUGUAA
Plasmodium reichenowi is the source of this 1824-nucleotide messenger RNA. RefSeq lists its product as hypothetical. The transcript has a single exon. Bases 1 to 1824 code for a protein of 607 amino acids. Gene Ontology annotation, molecular function: four-way junction DNA binding; crossover junction DNA endonuclease activity. The record is from RefSeq and is a predicted model, not a curated record. Gene Ontology annotation, cellular component: Rad51B-Rad51C-Rad51D-XRCC2 complex; replication fork; Rad51C-XRCC3 complex. Gene Ontology annotation, biological process: meiotic DNA recombinase assembly; reciprocal meiotic recombination. NCBI's taxonomy places the organism in Eukaryota, Apicomplexa, Aconoidasida, Haemosporida, Plasmodiidae.